Messenger RNA from Aspergillus glaucus CBS 516.65, 631 nucleotides. Its product is annotated as cytochrome b5-like heme/steroid binding domain-containing protein. Gene Ontology annotation, molecular function: oxidoreductase activity, acting on paired donors, with oxidation of a pair of donors resulting in the reduction of molecular oxygen to two molecules of water. The record is from RefSeq and is a predicted model, not a curated record. NCBI's taxonomy places the organism in Eukaryota, Fungi, Ascomycota, Eurotiomycetes, Eurotiales, Aspergillaceae. Bases 1 to 483 code for a protein of 160 amino acids. Gene Ontology annotation, biological process: lipid metabolic process. The transcript has 3 exons. Gene Ontology annotation, cellular component: membrane.
AUGGACUUCCGGGUACAACAAACACCAAGCUUCGGCUUGACAUCUUUUCCAAAGAGUAAUGAUGUCUUAACAACAAUGCAUGUUGAAUACGCCACUAUAUCGCCUCCUUCUAGCCAGAAUGACAGAAACCAUCCGCGUGAUCGGAAGCACCAUAAACAAGCAUCGAACGGUCUACCAUUUAUCUCGACCGGCGAAGUCCAGAAUGCAGAUGGCAGGGAUGGGUCUCCCAUGUGGAUUGUGAUCGAUGACAUUGUUUACGACGUGACCGACUUCGCAAAGCGGCAUCCUGGCGGACAGGCACCUUUACGGAACUUGAGCGGCAAGUCUUGUUCCUGGCAAUUCCACAAAAUUCAUUCCAAAAGCACCCUGGAAUCACUAGGAGCGGAACUUCGCGUAGGCCGAACAAGCAACGUUCCGAACCCCUACAAAGAGCCGAAGCCGACUUUUAUCCGACAGCUCUGGAAACCUUUAUUUUUAGCUUGAAUUGAGAUAUCAUAGCGUCGUGGCGUGGCAAUUCCUGUAUCAAAGCAUUUCGGAGACAUCUUUCGGAGAUGACUAUGUCCCCGCACGGAAUCCGGGGUAAACCUGGGGUAUUGCCGGUUGUCCGGUAAAUUUAAUUGACCGUUGUGGA